UAACAGUGUAUAUCUUACUGCCGUAGAGAGCAGAGCAAAAGAGGAAAGAACGUGGGAUGCGCCCAUCACGAGAUACCAUGGCGCUCAGAUUUAACAUGAGGUUACUUAUUCUUGCGGCAUUUUUGGCCAUUGCUGCUGCAACCUUCGGCGGUCAUGAGCAUGUUCAUAUAAGAAUCCACGUACCUAAGAUCAUACAAGAUGUUCAUCACGAGAAAAAGAUAAUAAAGUACCACGAGGAGCAUGGCGGUGGUGGUGGUCACGGUGGUGGCGAUUCCCACAUCGAAAUUACUAGUCCUGGAAUAGGAGGUUUUGGAGGUGGCCACGGAGAUAUUGGCGGCGGUGGACACGAUUUCGGAGGCGGAUUCGGAGGUGGACAUGGUGGCGGUUUCGGAGGUGGUCAUGGAGACUUUGGCGGAGGCCACGGAGAUUUCGGAGGCGGUUACGGCGGCGGUUUUAGUGGUGGACACGGAGGCGGUUUCGGUGGCGGUCACAGCAUAGCCAUCAGCGGUGGAGAUCAUGGAGGUGGAUUGGGCGGACACGACAUUGGUGGAGGAUUUGGAGGUGGCCACGGUGAUAUUGGCGGAGGAUUCGGAGGUGGUCACGGUGACAUUGGCGGAGGAUUUGGAGGUGGUCACGGCGACGUUGGUGGCUACGGAGGUGGUGGUCAUGGCGGUGGUUUUGGAGGCAGCCACGGUGACAUAGGAGGUUACAGUAGCCACGGAGGUGGCGACAUCGGUGGAGGUUACGGAGGCGGAAGUUUCGGCGGUCAUGGUGCUAGUGGAGGUGAUGAUCAUUCCUUUGGUUCUAGCAGCUACGGGAAUUCGAUAUCCAGCGGUUUUGGCAGCAGUGGUCAUGGUGGCUCAUCUGGACUGAGCAGUUACAGUUCGGGUGGUGGUUACGAUUCCUAUUCGAGCGGCCAUGGUGGUGAUUCCUAUUCUGGAGGUGGUGGCGGUGGCCAUGGACAUGGUGGAUUCUCUGGCUACCCUUAAAUUCAUACAGCAAACAACGUUCAACAUAUUCUGACUCGAAGACCGAAAUUCAUGGUGUAGCCAUUAAUUUACCAUAUGACCUGAAGACGCCUGGCGUCUCUGACUUCAUUUCAUGGAAACCUUAGUCAUUUAUUCUGCUCAUAACUUCACUAUGAUAAGAUCAAAACUGCCUGAUUCACCAUUGAACCUUUAUAAUCAGUGCCGUGUACUCAUUCCAUUGAGAGCGAGUUGCGGUCUAUUCACCUUUGAACUUUUGUACAUGACCACUGUAUAGGUAUCAUUCCUGUAUAAUGGCUGCACAAAACCAGGAUUCCACUUCCUUCACUAAAAGCUAGAGUAAAACUGCUGAUAUUCAUCAAAAUGAUAAAUCAGCAGAAUCCUCUUGCGUGUAGAUCUAUCUCGCAUUCUAGAGCCAGUCGAUCUAGAAAACUAGCACUUUUAUUAAUUACCGGGAUUAAUUAUCCUGGAUUACGAUCACUCGCCAUCAGCAAUUAUUAUAUUCAUAUUAAUUAUAAACACAUCCUUAUACAGUUAUAUAGACUAUAAAAUAUUUUGUUGAAUUUGU
Messenger RNA from Cephus cinctus (wheat stem sawfly), 1554 nucleotides. RefSeq names its product glycine-rich protein DOT1. Bases 57 to 989 code for a protein of 310 amino acids. The record is from RefSeq and is a predicted model, not a curated record. The transcript is spliced from 5 exons. NCBI's taxonomy places the organism in Eukaryota, Metazoa, Arthropoda, Insecta, Hymenoptera, Cephidae.